ACAAGCAGCCUUUGUUCAGUCUUUGUUGACCAGCCGAGACUAGAGCAUGAACCGGCCGAGGGCAACCAUGAAGGCUUCGCUGAUUAUUAUGAAAAUAAUGAUAAUGGCAGGAUGCUGCGCUGCUUCCAUAUUGGGACCCAUUGAGACGCUGCCAGAGACAAACGACGGUGCGGAGAGAUCCAAAAUGAACGUCGUAAUGGAAGUCGGGCCGAUAAUCCAGUCGGCGAUGCAAUCUUUUCUUGCCGAACAAACAAAAGCAAUGGAUUUGCGCCUAAAGGAAUACGUGGACCGUACCUGUGGGGUAGCUGAGACAAACCACACUGUCCCGGAAAGCAUCAAGUUGCAUUUAGAACAAGAAGUGUCUCGUAUCCUAGCAGCAUUUGCAGACCAGAUGUCGUCAGCGGCCCAAAGUAUCUUAGAUCAACUUCAAUUGCGUUUUGAAACCAAAAUUGGAGUUGGCUUAGGAAACAACCGAGAGAGUUUGGAUGAAAACUCAUCCCCAGGAAGGAGUUCCAAAUUCAGUUCAGCCAGGACCAGGUCCAAAAGUGAUGAAGCCUUCAUUCGAUCGCUCGUCUCGGGAGCUGUGCAAAGCCAAGUCAAGUACCUCGCAAGCCGAUAUGACUUACAGAAACAAACGGAACACCUCGAUGAACAAUUGGGCAACAUUCAGUCACAAUCAGAAUCGGUCAUAGAUCAGAAAAUUUUGAAUUAUACGAAAGAAAUCCAUCGAAUUUUGUAUUCGUUCAAACCAAUUUAUGAAACGUUCCGGAACGUCGUUGAGACCUGCACCUUCAGAGAGGAGCAUCAACAACAGAUCGACAGGUUCGAACAACUCCUGCGAGAGCUGGACGCAGGGCAAGACCAGAACGGCCGCCGCGCCCUUCCUGACCUGGCCAUGUCCUCGGAAGCUGCGGAGGACUUCUCGGACGAAAGAUUCAACGCGAUGCAAAACCUCUCACGACAGAAUCUACCAACAAUGGCUGAACCAGAUGGCAACGAACAACAAGGACAAACAGGCGAUUGCGAGGAUAGCGAAUUCCUUGGCAGCUCACUCGACAUGAGAGUUUGCAACGCUGCUGUUCGCUACAAUAAAUGCUACAUUCAAAUGAUCGCUUAUCACUGCUGCCGAAGCUGCACAGAUGCAGGUCUUCUUCCUGAAACAGGCCCACACAGGUACAUGAAUCUGCCAAGAAAGAUCAGCCUCUUUCAAAUGCUGUAAUGAAACUUCUGGUUUGGAUGACUCAGAUUUUGCUGAUUGUCUGAAAACGAACGAUAUCUCUAACUUUGUUUCUCUAACCUGUCAUCUUUAGCCAGAACAAACUGCAAAUUUGUAAAACUGCAGACUUUUUUUCAUUAAAAAUAAAAUACUGUUGCCUGACGCAAACUCCUCGAUAUGGGCAACAACAGUAGCAACAGCGACAAGAAUUUUGUUGACCAUCUGAUAGAUUAUAUGUACAGGCGGAGCAGAUGGUAAACUAUCUUUGACUUUGUAAUACAGCAAGAACUUCGAAUAAAAUCUACAUAUAGUA
Macrobrachium nipponense is the source of this 1529-nucleotide messenger RNA. RefSeq lists its product as uncharacterized. Bases 47 to 1219 code for a protein of 390 amino acids. The record is from RefSeq and is a predicted model, not a curated record. Lineage: Eukaryota; Metazoa; Arthropoda; Malacostraca; Decapoda; Palaemonidae. The transcript is spliced from 2 exons.